AUGUCGUCAGUUGUCGUUUUGGGUCAUAGUUUUAUUCGUCGUUUGGACUUGAGCCUUACGGGUUUAUGGACAAAUCUAGGUUUUGACCCUCAGCAGUUACACGUAUUGUGUCUUAGUAAAAGUGGCGGAAAAAUUCCCAAUAUCUACGCUCGUGGUUUUACUGAUGCUAUUCAGCAAGCUAAGCCUUCUGUGGUUCUAUUACAAAUUGGAGGAAAUGAUUUGGAUUGUGCUGACAUUGAACGGGUGAAGGACACUAUCGUUACUGACCUAUUUUCGAUAGCAGGGUGGUUAGUGCACGGUUUUGAUAUUCAGCGUGUUGGGUUUCUACAGUUGUUUUAUCGCCAGAAAACUAGAGUGACACCUGUGUCAGUGUAUAAUGCCUCAGUAGAUUGGGUGAAUUCGACGCUAAAGCAGCGUUGUGCUGUUUCAAAUGUUUGUAUCUAUUGGCGGCAUAAGGGCCUUAAACAUGGCGUCUCGGAAAAUCUGUGUAGGGAUGGUGUACACUUGUCUGAUAAGGGUAUGCGCAAGUACAUCUACUCCGUGCGGGGAGCAGCUCUACCGGGUGUGCGAUUGGCCGGAACGGGCACGUGA
Messenger RNA from Ylistrum balloti, 591 nucleotides. RefSeq lists its product as uncharacterized. NCBI's taxonomy places the organism in Eukaryota, Metazoa, Mollusca, Bivalvia, Pectinida, Pectinidae. Bases 1 to 591 code for a protein of 196 amino acids. The record is from RefSeq and is a predicted model, not a curated record. The transcript has a single exon.